ACAUUGUACAACUACUAGGAGUGUGCACUAGAGGGGAGCCAUUCUAUGCAAUCAUGGAAUUUCACCUGUAUGGUGACCUGAAGACAUAUUUAUUAUCCCGUCGUAACCUGGUGGGUCUGGAGUGUAAGGAAGCUGACGAGAUCCGCCCCGAGAGGCUCACCAUGAUGGCCCUGGAUAUUGCAUGUGGUCUUCGAUAUAUCCAUGACCUAAAAUAUGUUCACAGAGAUCUGGCCUGUAGGAAUUGUUUGGUUCACUCCAGUGGCCGAGUGAAGAUUGGUGACUUUGGCAUGACUCGCCCAAUCAUUGAGUCAGAUUAUUACAGAUUUACGAAGAAAGGCAUGCUGCCGGUGAGAUGGAUGUCUCCAGAGAGUCUGUCGGACGGCCUCUUUACAGCCAAGUCUGACAUGUGGAGUUACGGAGUUCUCCUGUUUGAAAUUGUGACAUUUGGUAGUUUUCCUUAUCAGGGUUUGUCUAACAGCCAAGUAGUCGAGUAUGUCAAAGCAGGAUCUCGGCUGAUGCUUCCACGGCAGUGUCCUGAUGAACUGUGUACAUUUAUUUACAGCUGUUUGGCCUAUGAACCCUGUGAUAGGCCGGACACUGGUGACAUUAUUGACCAGUUGCUGAAGCAGCCAGACUUUCUCAUACCUUGUUUAGAUGCUCCUGCAACAAGUGUGGAGGACACAGAAGAUGCCGAACUUCUGACAUCGUCGCAGCACAAUACGAUAACAAAAGCCAAUUCAUUCAACCUCACAACAUUGUUAAAUAGAUUGUCUACAGCUUCUAAUGAUGGCAAAAGACUCAGUGGGGCAAGUCAGGGAGGAAAAGUUCCAAGCAAAUAUACCAUUAAGACAUUUGUUCCUGCAAUUCUGGGUCGUCCCAGGAGUAACAGCAUUAGUUCUCCUCAUCCUAGUCACAAAAAUCAUGAAUAUUUUGAAAUCCAUGACGAAAGUCCCUCCAAUACAUUGGAUAAAUCUCAUCGUCAUUCUAUGGAAAUCCAAAGGGAACAUAUACAUCUGGAUCCAAGCAUUUCACUGCUGGACACAUAUCCCCCUGCUGGGGAGAGAACAGACACCACUAGUGAUUACUUUAGUGACAAUUCCAAAGAGAUUGUUCAAAACUUGACGUUUGAGUUUUGUCAGACAAUUACAUCACUAUGAUUUUUCUUUCAUACUUUUGUUUCAAAUUAAGAGGUCAAUCAAAUAUCAGGUUGUGAAUUUUUUUCUAAUGUACAGCUUUAUUCCAUGUUGUGGCAUUCCAUGUUUCAAUUUUGACAUAAGCAUAUAGACAUUUGCAUCAUUAAUUUAUUAACAAGCCUGUAACUUGUAAAUGAAACAGAACAUAUGGUGCUUAAAACCCUCCCUCAUUGAGGACAGGAUAUGUCUCUAGGAUCUGUGAUAAUUCAAAUCCCCCAUGGCAGUAGAAUUCACUGCCAGUCUGACAUUGUCAUCUGGAUACCGUGAACUUGUUUAUGACAGCAAUGAUGUGUAUUGUACACUGUUGACAAAUUGAAGUUGAUAGUAGAUAUACAGUGAAUGUGCAACUAUAUGUAUAAUAUAUAUAAGCACUACAUUGAAGUAUGUUUUAAAGUAAAAAUGAAAACUUAUCUAAAUCAGUAUCCCCUUAGUGUUCUUUCAUAUAUGUCAAGUCGAGCCCCCUUCCCUGUCAAAAUCAAUGCAAUUGAACACCCCACUACAGCAAUUUUUAGGGACCUUCAAGUUUUGGCAUUUAUAGCAAUGGACUGGACAGCACUGAAAAUAAAUGACAAGAAUUCAAUCACAAAAUAUAAAUUAUCCUAAAAUCACUUAAAUUUAGUCACUUUUAUAAAUAGGAUAGAAUUCCUAAAUUGUCAGUCGCGAGAACAUAGUUUGUAGAUUGCUAUCUGUGGGGAAUAAUGUCAUUUUAUACGCAUUUCAGCAAUGUAUGUAAUUUUUCUACAUUAACAGUAUAUAUUUUUUGUACAGAAUCUCAUGGUAUUGCAUUCUUGUCAUUUUUAGACCCCCAACCCCACCCCCCUCCUUCAUGAUUGACAUAAAAUGUGAAUCUAAUACAGAGCAGCUUUAAGUAAGCAUAUUAAAAAACAGUUUCAAAUCAUUUCAGAAAUAUUGUAGAAGUAACCAUAUUUUUUUAUGUUUAAAAAGCAUUAAAUGAUGUAAGAUAUUUA
Molecule: messenger RNA, 2161 nt
Organism: Saccostrea echinata
Lineage: Eukaryota; Metazoa; Mollusca; Bivalvia; Ostreida; Ostreidae
Product: insulin-like growth factor 1 receptor
Exons: 4
Coding region: 54-1157 (367 amino acids)
Biological process (GO): protein phosphorylation; positive regulation of kinase activity; cell surface receptor protein tyrosine kinase signaling pathway
Cellular component (GO): signaling receptor complex
Molecular function (GO): transmembrane receptor protein tyrosine kinase activity; ATP binding
Source: RefSeq, a predicted model, not a curated record